AUGCGAAUAACUCAAAUUGCCGAUGUCGAGCUGUAUGAAAAUGAUAUGUUUCAUGACUUGGCUAGUUACAAUGAGAUCAAUUACCAUUUAUUUCAACUUUACAUUCAAUAUGGUGUUGACAAUACGACAAUAUUCGAGCAACUUUCGCGAAAUGCAUUUUUAUCGUUGCAAUCCGAGACGUACAUUGAACCGCCGUUGUUAACGCCAGAAGAGAAGCGGAGGAAAAUAGCAUCUUCACCGAAAGAUGCGUUAAAGAAGUCACAAUUAGCUGUUAAAAUUGGCGAUGCAGAAACUGUACGGCGGCAUCCAGAAUGUGAAGGACAGUUAUUUAAGCAGCGUAUACGUAUGGAGGGAUGCUCCUCGAAGGUCGUGAUUAACAGAUACUGUCACGGAACGUGCUCAUCCUAUUAUAUUCCAAGGUUACGACCACGAAAACUGAAGUUGAAAGCAAUGUUUCAAAGCUGUUCAGCUUGCCGACCGUCAGAAUAUGACACUAUCGAGGUGAAGUUGGACUGUCCAAAGAAAAAUCCAGCACAUUUGAUACGUCGGGUUGUUAAAGUGAAAAAGUGUUCAUGUAUGGCGUUGAACGUGGAUCAACCGGACGAAAACGAUGAAUUAUUGGGUGAUCGAAGUGGCAGUUUGGUUUGA
This is a messenger RNA of Anisakis simplex (herring worm), 648 nucleotides long. Lineage: Eukaryota; Metazoa; Nematoda; Chromadorea; Rhabditida; Anisakidae. The record is from the annotation of a GenBank genome assembly.